Letharia columbiana is the source of this 852-nucleotide messenger RNA. RefSeq lists its product as uncharacterized. Bases 1 to 852 code for a protein of 283 amino acids. Gene Ontology annotation, biological process: DNA catabolic process. The record is from RefSeq and is a predicted model, not a curated record. The transcript is spliced from 2 exons. Gene Ontology annotation, molecular function: endonuclease activity; nucleic acid binding. NCBI's taxonomy places the organism in Eukaryota, Fungi, Ascomycota, Lecanoromycetes, Lecanorales, Parmeliaceae.
AUGCAUCCAUCUACUGCAUUCGCGGUCUCACUCCUCUUCGCGCUGCCAUGCGCUCAUGCAUGGGGCGUCGUCGGCCAUGCAACUGUGGCUACGAUAGCCAACAACUACCUGACCUCCACGGCAAAGACGUACGUGGCAGGCAUAUUAGGGAACGAUGUCUCCAUGGCUUCGAUUGCCAGUUGGGCGGACGAUUACCGCUAUACUACGGCAGGAAAGUUCAGCGCGCCCUAUCACUUCAUCGACGCCGAAGACUCGCCUCCAACCUCCUGCGCCGUCAACUUCUCUCGCGACUGCACCACAAAGGGCUGCAGCAUCUCCGCCAUCGCAAACUACACCGCCCGCGUCCAAGACACCAGUCUCUCAGCCACAAACCGUAUGGAGGCCAUGGAAUUUCUGAUUCACUUCCUAGGCGACAUCACGCAGCCUCUACAUGACGAAGCGGAAGAAGUAGGCGGCAACGACAUCUCCGUCACCUGGGAUGGCGAAGACACAAAUCUCCACGCCUGCUGGGACACACAGAUGGUCGAGAAGAUUGCCGGUGGGGAGAACAGCACAGCGACUGUGGACUCGUUUGCGGCGACGUUGAUUGCGCAGAUUGAUAAUGGAACGUAUGCGAGUCAGAAGGAGGAUUGGGUUAGUUGUGUGGAUAUCACGACGGCUACUGACUGUGCUCUCGAAUGGGCGCAGGACGCGAACGGGCUGAACUGUCAGUACGUGCUUCAAAACGACGAGUCGGGCAUGGAGCUCGACGGGACGUAUUAUACUGGCGCCGUGCCGUACAUCGAGCUGCAGAUCAGCAAAGGUGGGUACAGGCUGGGGGCAUGGUUGAAUGCUUUGGCAGCAGCUGCUUGA